Messenger RNA from Guyanagaster necrorhizus, 438 nucleotides. RefSeq lists its product as uncharacterized. The record is from RefSeq and is a predicted model, not a curated record. NCBI's taxonomy places the organism in Eukaryota, Fungi, Basidiomycota, Agaricomycetes, Agaricales, Physalacriaceae. Bases 233 to 412 code for a protein of 59 amino acids. The transcript has a single exon.
CUGGAGAUCUCGUCCAAACUGGCAGCCAAGCCGCUCUUCGGUAUCGUGUACGCCUUAGAUGCUCCAAGAAAAUGUUGCAGACACAUCUACGAGACGAUAUUGUCUCGACUUGUGUGCAGGUGUGGUGAGGAGAGCCAGGUUUGAUUGUUGACGUCGCCAAACAUCCUUUGCCAUCGACCAUCACGACGACAACAACCUUCGUUUUGUUCUUGCUGCUAUGUUCUGACCCUUCAUGGCUCGUCUGACGCAGCUACAGUUGACACAGGCUCCUUCAUUUUGGCGAUUCUACUGGUUGGAGCGAGUAUCUACAAACUGGCACUGCACCUCGCCCGACAAGCAGCCAAGGUUCGUAAAUCUAUUUAUCAAGGCAAAAUCGAUUGAGAAACGUACCUCUAAAGCAUUUAGCCGAUAAUAGCUUGAUUUCUUCCUGACGGGGAA